Messenger RNA from Fonsecaea nubica, 1743 nucleotides. RefSeq lists its product as hypothetical. NCBI's taxonomy places the organism in Eukaryota, Fungi, Ascomycota, Eurotiomycetes, Chaetothyriales, Herpotrichiellaceae. Gene Ontology annotation, molecular function: zinc ion binding; metallocarboxypeptidase activity. Gene Ontology annotation, biological process: proteolysis. The record is from RefSeq and is a predicted model, not a curated record. Bases 1 to 1743 code for a protein of 580 amino acids. The transcript has a single exon.
AUGGCUCCUUUUCUCCGCUGCAUAUUAAUCUUUUCAGCUCUUAUCACUGCCACCAUUUCCGUUCCUACUAGCGAGUCUUUCUCUCAUACCUCCCCGCAGAACAAACUCACCCUCACACCCCGAGAAAGACCGAGAGGGUCCUUUCGCAGACUUCGAGACGCUAUCAUCGAACGAAUAUGGUCCAUUCCGAGUCGAUAUUCCUACAAGCCCUCAUCCAUAGCCGGAGCAGCAAGGGCUCCAGACAACUUUCGCGCUCGCUAUGGCGGUGACGUUGUCCUCCGCUUCCAAAUCAAGACAGAAGAUGAGGCGAGGGCGAUUUCAGAAGCAGCAGACAUCUUAUACUUGGACAUCUGGGAAGCAACCAACGAAUGGGUUGAUAUACGUGUAGCAAAGGAAGUGGUUCCCUCUUUUGUUGGCCUUCUACCGUCCUCCUUGCACGAUUCCUACGUGCCAUUGAUGCACGAUCUUGCGCGUGCCGUCUACGAUACCUACCCUGCAUCGCCUCUUGCCAACGAGAAAAUUUCGGGCUUCACGACCCCACAUGACUGGAGGACAAAGGGGAACACGCCGCAUGAUCUAUUUUUCCAAGACUAUCAACCGCUGUCGGUGCUAUAUCCCUGGCUACGGCUGCUUGCCUCGCUCUUCCCUACGCACGCUUCGCUGAUGAGUGUUGGUCAAUCGGCAGAGGGUCGCGACAUCCCUGCCUUGCGCAUCGGAGCGCAGCUCGUUGGUAGCUCGACAGACUCGCAUGACACGAAGCAGACACUGCUAAUAGUGGGCGGGAGCCAUGCUCGCGAAUGGAUCUCAGUCUCGACAGUGGCAUACAUCGCCUACAGCCUUGUCACGCGUUAUGGGCAUGAUCAGUUUCCGGAAGUCACGAAGAUUUUGAACCAUUUCGACUUGAUUUUCGUUCCCGUGCUGAACCCUGAUGGAUAUGAGUAUACCUGGACGUCCGACAGACUGUGGCGCAAGAAUAGACAAGCUACGUCUAUUCCAUUCUGCCCUGGUAUCGACCUCGACCGUGCCUUUCAAUUCGGAUGGGACGGCUACGGGAACACAGAUAACGCCUGUAGUGACGAUUAUGCCGGGCCCGGACCGUUGGCUGCAGUUGAAGCGCAAAUAUUGACAGAGUGGGCUCAAAACUUGACGGCUAACAAUAACGUCACAUUUAUGUCGUAUCUAGACUUCCACUCCUACUCUCAGGAAGUGCUCUACCCUUACAGCUACACUUGCGAUACAGAGCCACCAAACCUCGAAGACCUCGAAGAGGUUGCCAUUGGGAUCGCGAAAUCUUUCCGAUUGACCAACGGGCAUCAUUAUGGAGUCGAAAGCGCGUGCCAAGGUAGCAUGGUCUUCCAGGACCGAGCGAACACACCACGAGUCCAGAUAGAGCCACAAGGUGGCUCAGCGUUGGAUUUCUUCUACCAUGAUCUUGAUGUCAAGCUUGCAUUCCAAAUCAAGCUGAGAGACACCGGAACAUAUGGAUUUUUGCUGCCGAGAUCUCACAUUCUUCCCACGGGUCAAGAAGCUUACGAGGGGGUGGUUGGUCUAGGACGAUGGAUGUUGGGCAACCACGGCAUUGAGCGAGUUGAUGAUUUGCAUUCCGUUUGGGGGAGCGAAGAAUUGACGGACCAUCACAAUGCAGAGAUCUCUGAAGAACACGGAGUACCAGUCACAAAUGAGGAAGAGGAUGACGAACUGGGCGAGAAUGAUUUUGAACUAAGACGACGGCGGCGUCGGUAA